Messenger RNA from Durusdinium trenchii, 825 nucleotides. NCBI's taxonomy places the organism in Eukaryota, Dinophyceae, Suessiales, Symbiodiniaceae. The record is from the annotation of a GenBank genome assembly.
AUGGCAGUUGCGGCAAAUGCAUCCGAGGUCACGUUGCCCUUGUGGGGCCAAACCAACGCGAUGCACCAGUUCUGUGAAGGUAAGUACGUGGUCUCCCCGCUCUUCGCAGAGUUCUGGAAUUCUGUCAGCAAUAUCCCUUUCUUUUGCAUUCCUGCGCUCUAUUGCUUGUACAGGGGUCAUGGAGUCUAUGACCUGCGUGUGCGGAUGAUUUGGUUCAGCAUGUUUGUGGUGGGCUUCGGUAGCUUCAUGUUCCACGGCACCAUGCGCUUCGAGUGGGAGAUGUGGGAUGAGGUUCCCAUGUUCUUCUUGGUGCUGUCAGCCAUGGUGUCGAAAGAUGACGCCCAUUGGAUCAGCUCCGGGAUCUACAAGCGAAUCAUUCACGUCAUUGGCUUCGGCAGUGCAUUUGUGGGCAUGGGCAUGUAUUUGUUUUGGAGCGAUUACGAGAUUUUCCUCCACGCCUUUACUGUCGUGGUCCUACUGGACUUGAUCCUCAGCUUUAUUUGCACCCAAUCUCCGGACAAGCACGGCUCCCACAUUUCAAGUGGCCUUUUGAUAGGCUAUGCCGCAUCGAUCGGCUCGGGCAAGCUCUUUUGGGAGAUCGAGCGGUUCGCAUGCCCUGCGGGCAGUGGGGGAGUUAUGGCUUGGCUGCAUGUGCUGUGGCAUUUCUUGGCGGGCCUCGCGGUCUACUUCGGGUCCUUAAGUGAUGCUCAAGUUCGUUAUGCCGCCCACGGCAUUGGUCGAGCCGUGGAUGAUCCCGAAGACCCGUGGCCGUUGGUUUGGUUAUGGAGCACCUGGCUCCGUCCCAAGCAAUCGAAGACCGACUGA